Molecule: messenger RNA, 496 nt
Organism: Pelecanus crispus (Dalmatian pelican)
Lineage: Eukaryota; Metazoa; Chordata; Aves; Pelecaniformes; Pelecanidae
Source: RefSeq, a predicted model, not a curated record
GGCGUUUUUCUGGCUUGUAUCGCUGCUCCUGGCAUCCCUGAUCUGGUUCAUUUCGGUUCAUCUCAGCGACCGGGAGGACGCCAAGCUGCAGCACGGCCUCCUGAUCUUCGGGGCUGCCGUCUCCGUCUUGUUGCAGGAGGCUUUCAGAUUCGCCUACUUCAAGCUGCUGAAGAAAGCAGAUGAAGGCCUGGCGACAAUCAGCGAGGAUGGCCGGUCCCCCAUCUCCCUCAGGCAGAUGGCUUAUGUCUCAGGCCUGUCUUUUGGCAUCAUCAGCGGCGUGUUUUCCGUCAUUAACGUCCUGUCAGACUCCAUGGGGCCGGGCAUCGUCGGGAUCCACGGGGACUCGCCGUACUACUUCAUCACGUCCGCAUUCCUCACCAUGGCUCUUGUCUUGCUCCACACCUUCUGGGGAGUGGUCUUCUUCGAUGCCUGCGAAAAACGCCGCUAUUGGUGCCUGGGGCUGGUGGUUGCCAGUCACCUCCUCGCCUCAGGGCUG